Molecule: messenger RNA, 2016 nt
Organism: Salvia hispanica
Lineage: Eukaryota; Viridiplantae; Streptophyta; Magnoliopsida; Lamiales; Lamiaceae
Source: RefSeq, a predicted model, not a curated record
CUCCUCUUCCCUUUUUUACCCUCUCUCUCCAUCCCCUUCGCUGCUCGAAACCCAUUGCUCGCACGCAGCAAAUCUGCCGUCGCCGCAACAAAUCUGCCGUCGCCGCAAAUCUGCUCAAAGCCCAUUGCUUGCACGCCAUAAAGGUCGGCAAUUCAAACCAUUUUGGUUGUUCCGUAGACUUUCGAGCUCCAUAGUCGUUGUCGCUGGUAUCUGGUUGUUGUCUGCAACAUUUAUCAUUUACCCCCAAUUUGAUUGAACAUGCAAAUGAGCUUAGAUUUGAAUUAUGAGGUGGUUUAAGGGGUUUAGGUACUACAAUUCGAUUGUAAUUCAAUUUCAUUAUGUUAUUAUCCUCUUUGAUGUGUUCGUGUGAUUUGUCCCUGUAAUAAUUUAUUUAUUUUUAUUAUUUUUGACCGAUCUGAUUUGCACAUUGAUUGAAUGGGAAAAUUUGACUAUCUUUAACCCAUUUUGAAGGUCGAUUUACCUGUAUGUUUGUGACAUUUAUGUUCAUUGUACACUCUCUGGUACUAGGUGAUUUUUUUCAAACUUGUAACUUGAUGGAAAAUAUCUACCUGGAUAAAAGCGAUAAGCUAGCUUUUCCAAAUGAAUACAAGUAGCAAUGCUUUUUAACUGCUAUUGGUCGCUCUGUGUUGUAGUUGUUCACAGGCAUGGAUCGGGUACAAAAAAAACGAAAGGAAAUUGAAAAUGUCUUGGUAAUCGUUGAAGAUUUGGUUCGUCGGCAGCGCCAACAAUCUUUGCUACUGCUCAGUUUGGCUGAGUAUUUUAGUCGGCGGAGGACUAGUGAAAAUGAAGACGAUACAACCGUGGUUAUUGAUAUGCUAGACAGGAUACCGGAGCAAAUUCGACGUAUGGAUAGGCUGGUGCGUUCUACUGACACGGACUGUGUGAACAAUCUUGCUUGCUUCUACGUGAGCGCAUGGGUUUGGGCGAUCGGAAAUAUGUAAGCUUGGAAGAGCAAGUGUCUAUGCUCUUGAGCCUCCUCGCUCAUCACAAAAAGAAUCGGAUAGUAGGGUAUGAUUUUAUACGAUCUGGUCAGACCGUUUCUCGAUAUAUUCAUGAGGUGUUGAGAUGGGUGAUUGGACUUCAUGAGGUAUUCAUGUCUAAACCCACGCCCGUGGACGAGAAUUGCGACGAUCCCCGUUGGAAAUGGUUCAAGGGCUGUCUAGGGGCAUUGGAUGGAACAUAUAUCGACGUCCGUGUGAGUGUUGGGGAUGCACCGCGGUACAGAACACGAAAGGGCCACAUCGCCACCAAUACUUUGGCUGUCUGUGAUCGGUUUAUGCGAUUUGUCUACGUCCUACCUGGGUGGGAGGGAUCAACCGCUGAUGCUCGUGUUCUACGUGAUGCUGUCACACGAGAAGUUGACAAUCUACGUGUCCCUAAAGACUGCUAUUACUUGUGCGAUAAUGGAUAUGCAAACAGCGAAGGAUUCCUCACACCAUUCAAAGGUGUGCGGUAUCACUUGAAGGAGUGGGGACCUGCUGCGCAUAAGCCCCAAAACCCUCAAGAAUUGUUUAACAUGAGGCACACCAUGGCGCGGAAUAUCAUCGAACGUGCUUUUGCGGUUCUGAAGAUGAGGUGGGGGAUAUUACGUAGUGCCAGCUUCUACCCGAUCGAAACACAAACGCGCCUCAUAAUGGCAUGCUUCAUUCUGCAUAAUUUCAUUCGAAGCCAAAUGCAAGUUGAUCCAGUGGAGUUGGAACUAGGUGAUGCAACUGUGGACCUUGAGGACCUUGAUCACACAAAUGGGGACAUUUCAGCCGGGCCGGCAAGAGAUGGUCGGGAAUAUGUUGAUGCAGUUGAAUCUACCCCAGCAUGGAACCAGACCCGGACCGAGAUAGCUGAGUUUAUGUGGAAUAAUACGCAACUCAGACAGUAGUUUAUGACAUUGGAUACUUGUUUAAUUGAAUUUAACUUCGUACUCUUUCAUUUCAAUAUUAUUUUGGUGUUUGUACAUUUACAUGCGUUUAUUAUAAUAAACUUCAGUUGCACGAUUAA